Messenger RNA from Ictalurus punctatus (channel catfish), 2247 nucleotides. RefSeq names its product keratocan (gene kera). The transcript is spliced from 5 exons. The coding region runs from base 434 to 1522 and encodes 362 amino acids. Gene Ontology annotation, molecular function: protein binding. NCBI's taxonomy places the organism in Eukaryota, Metazoa, Chordata, Actinopteri, Siluriformes, Ictaluridae. The record is from RefSeq and is a predicted model, not a curated record.
AGAAGGAGAAAGGUAAAAAAAAUAUUAAAUAAUAAGUGCUCGGCUGGCAAAAAAUAGCGAGUGUAUGACCCAGAGAAGACAAAUUACACACAGACUCUUAUACACAUGCUUACACACCCCCUUUUUUCUAGAUCAAGCAGCUGUCAUGGGUACAGCCUUGGGGGAAUAGCACUACAAACAAUUCAUAUCUAAUAAGGGACAGAAAGACAGUGAGACGGCACAGAGAGAACAUCACAGACACCAGACUGGACCAGGACAAAGGAGAAGGUCCUCAGGAACAGGAAUCCAGGGGAACAAAUGUCCCCAUAAAUCUCCGUCUGUCCAUGUCCAGCUCAUCUCUAUGUCUGAAAAAUACAGGUCCGUGUAACUGACUGAUUUUAUUCUGUAAAGGGAUCUGAAUCUGGAAUCAACACCACGAUUGACCAGCUGAACUAUGAGGGUGUAUAUGGUGGUUGAGAGUUCCAGCAUAUGGAAGUACUUAAAUGAUAAGCCGAGGUUCAACAUGGAGUCAUUCCUCGCUGUGUUUGCAAUUCUGCUACUAGCUGUCUCGGUGGACUCUCAGGAAAUGUCAUACGAACACAUUCUGUCCCAACUUCAUGCAUGCCCCAAAGAGUGUUACUGUCCUCCCAGUUUCCCCAAUGCAGUCUACUGCAACAACAGAGGGCUGAAAAGAAUCCCCAAGAUCCCCCCUUUCACCAGCUAUCUGUACCUACAGAACAACCUCAUCGAUGUACUUUCGGCAGAUGCCUUCCAUAACACCACACAGCUGAAGUGGAUCAACCUUAAUCAGAACAAGAUCUCAAACGAGGGUGUGGAGGAGAACGCUCUUAAAGCCAUGUCCAAUCUUCUGCAUCUCUACAUGGAGGAAAACCUGCUGACCUCCAUUCCUUCCCCUCUUCCACCAAAUCUGGAGCAGCUACAUCUCUCCAGAAACCAGAUCUCUAAAAUCCCACCAGGUGUCUUUUCUGGUAAGAAACAUCUCAUGUUACUGAACCUACAGGGUAACAAACUACAGGAUGACGCAGUUACUCAGGACAACUUUAAAGACCUCAGUGGUUUGGUUCAGAUCAACUUUGCAAAGAACCAGCUGAACAGCAUGCCUAAAGGUCUUCCCCCCUCCACUAUACAACUCUACUUGGAUGGCAAUAAUAUUCAGAAGAUCCCUGCAGAAUAUUUCAAUGGACUCCCCAAGCUGGCCUUCCUAAGACUUAAUCACAACAAACUAGUCAACGGAGGGAUCCCAAAGAACGUGUUCAACCUCUCCAGCAUCCUGGACUUACAGCUUUCUUACAACCAGCUUACAGAGGUACCACUAAUUUCUGCUGGCCUGGAGCAUCUACACCUGGACCACAAUAAAAUUAAGAGUGUGAACACCUCUGACAUCUGCCCCGUCUUUGCUGACUACUUUGAUGAAAGAGUCCCUCAACUUCGCUACCUCCGUCUCGAUGGGAAUGAAAUCGUGCCCCCCAUUCCCAGAGAUCUGAUUAUCUGCUUCCGUCGUCUCAGUGCUGUAGUCAUAUAAAUGUAGGGCUAGACGCCAAUUUAUGGUGGAUUGACAAGAAAUUCUAUUGUAAAACAGUGCAGAAUUAUAUUCUAUCCUGAUCUUUGAUACAUAGACAGACAGAAGAGGUUUAGACAUGAUUUUUUUUCUUCUGAAGUGACUUCACUGUGAUAUUCUUUACUUGUUCUAGAUCUCAGCUGAGCAAAAAUGGGGAACUGCAUUGUCAGGAACGUUGUUGGUCUACAUCUGUGUCUGAGGAUAAUGAACUGGAUAUUUAUUUCCUCGGGACAACAAAUGUCAUUUGAUUUCUAGGUAGUAUGUCUUUCCCCCACUAUAAUGAGACUGUAUUACACAGUGGUUUAUUUUUAUGUUUUAUUAUAUAGUAGAAUUGUAAUCAUGAUAGAGUUAAUGGACAGUCGCAAAACUUCUGUGACAACUAGAGUAGUUUAAGAACUGACAUUUUAGUAGGUUAGUAUACAUCGGCAGUUAACCUGUUAAGGAAAUGCUCAAUGUCUUUUUACUCAUUUGCAUUAUUUCUUUUUUUUUUUUCUUAUUGUUGUGAGUGUUGAGGUUCUCUUGGGUGACAUUUAACUGAAAUUGUAUAACCCAUUAAUGCUAAAGGAUAUUCAAUUCAAAUACAAUUGUACUAAUCACAGAAAUAAAAAUCUUUUGGGAUUUGGAAAUGCUGUAGACGAAACGGAUCGCUAACGGUGCUAAAUAAACCAACUGUUGUGUUUUUAAAUUAA